Molecule: messenger RNA, 1487 nt
Organism: Sapajus apella (tufted capuchin)
Lineage: Eukaryota; Metazoa; Chordata; Mammalia; Primates; Cebidae
Gene: CRYL1
Product: crystallin lambda 1
Exons: 8
Coding region: 80-1039 (319 amino acids)
Biological process (GO): fatty acid metabolic process
Molecular function (GO): NAD+ binding; L-gulonate 3-dehydrogenase activity
Source: RefSeq, a predicted model, not a curated record
GCCCUCCCCGGAGCCCCGAGCUCCGAGCUCUGCCUGCGCCUGGUCCCAGCACCCGCGGCGCCGCGUCCCCGGCCCAGUCAUGGCGUCCUCCGCGGCCGGCUGCGUGGUGAUCGUUGGCAGUGGACUCAUUGGGCGAAGCUGGGCCAUGCUGUUUGCCAGUGGAGGCUUCGAAGUGAAACUCUAUGACAUUGAGCAACAGCAGAUAAGGAACGCCCUGGAAAACAUCAGGAAGGAGAUGAAGUUGCUGGAACAGGCAGGCUCUCUGAAAGGCUCCCUGAGUGUGGAAGAGCAGCUGUCACUCAUCAGUGGUUGUCCCAGUAUCCAAGAAGCAGUAGAGGGCGCCAUGCACAUUCAGGAAUGUGUUCCAGAAGACCUAGAACUGAAGAAGAAGAUUUUUGCUCAGUUAGAUUCCAUCGUUGAUGAUCGAGUGAUCUUAAGCAGUUCCACCUCUUGUCUCAUGCCUUCCAAGUUGUUUGCUGGCUUGGUCCAUGUGAAGCAGUGCAUCGUGGCUCAUCCUGUGAAUCCACCAUACUAUGUCCCGCUGGUUGAGCUGGUUCCCCACCCGGAGACGGCCCCUACGACAGUGGACAGAACCCACGCCCUGAUGAAGAAGAUUGGACAGUGCCCUGUGCGAGUCCAGAAGGAGAUGGACGGCUUUGUUCUGAACCGCCUGCAGUAUGCGAUCAUCAGUGAGGCCUGGAGGAUGGUGGAGGAAGGAAUCGUGUCUCCUAGCGACCUGGACCUCGUCAUGUCAGAAGGGCUGGGCAUGCGGUAUGCGUUCAUUGGACCCCUGGAAACCAUGCACCUCAAUGCAGAAGGUAUGUUAAGCUACUGUGACAGAUACAGUGAAAGCAUCAAACGUGUCCUAAAGACGUUUGGACCCAUUCCAGAGUUUUCCAGGGCCACGGCUGAGAAGGUUAACCAGGGAAUGUGCUUGAAGGUCCCUGAUGACCCAGAGCACUUAGCUGCCAGGAGGCAGUGGAGGGACGAGUGCCUCAUGAGACUCGCCAAGUUGAAGAGCCAGGUGCAGCCCCAGUGAAUUUCUCGUAAUGCAGCUGCCACUCCUGUCAUUGGAGGCCCUAUUUGGGAACAUUGGAAGCUCUUAAUCAGCCCACUGUGACACAAGGAGCAGCCCACGGGGAUUCUGAGCUGGCUCUCUUGCAUGCAGCCGAGUGUGGUGAUCCAGCCCAGUGGUCUGCCUGUCACUUUGGAUCAUAGCCCUGGGCCUGGGGGCACAGUAGCACUUGGGUUCUUGGGCUGUGGAUUUCCUGCCACCUGGGCAGAUAACUCGGAGAUUUUCACCUUUUCUUUUCAGUGUGAUUACAUAUGACUGUAUUUUACCACCAGUGAUUAGAGUUUCAUGUUAAUACUUGACAAAAUAUUUUCGUAAUUAUUUUCUAAUGAGUACUCUAUGGCCCUGCAUUUAUGAGGCGCCUGCCUUCAUUUUGCUAAUGCCUAUUCUGAAUAAAAGUUUUUGAUUCCUUAAA